Messenger RNA from Lasiodiplodia theobromae, 891 nucleotides. RefSeq names its product NmrA-like family protein. The transcript has 4 exons. NCBI's taxonomy places the organism in Eukaryota, Fungi, Ascomycota, Dothideomycetes, Botryosphaeriales, Botryosphaeriaceae. The coding region runs from base 1 to 891 and encodes 296 amino acids. The record is from RefSeq and is a predicted model, not a curated record.
AUGAGUUCCGUCGCUAUUGCUGGAGGCACCGGGAACAUUGGCCGGACCCUUGUUGAGGGAUCAACUGCCACCACCGACGCGAAAGCUACCAUUGUCCACGUCGACUACGGUGAUGUCGAAUCGAUUCGCCAGGCUUUCGAGAAGCACCAGAUUGACACUGUCAUCUCUUGCCUUUCGAUGACCGCCGAGUCUUCCGGGGAAUCCGAGCUGAACCUGAUCAAGGCUGCCGAUGCCUCCUCAGUGACUCGUCGGUUCAUCCCCAACGACUGGGGCGUUCCGCUUCCGGAGAGUGAGAUUUCCGCCAUGCCUAUCUUCAAGUACCAGAAGGCUGCAAUCGAGCUUCUCAAGGAGUCAAAGCUUCAGUGGACCGUCGUCUACAUCGGCUACAUCAUGGACUACUUUGGAAUGCCCCACAUUAAGACUCGCAUGGUCGGGCCUCCGGUCUUUGUCGACGUCGCCAACAAUGUCGCCGCCGUGCCCGGGACCGGCAACGAGCCCAUCGUCUUGACCUACUCCUUUGACCUGUCUCGCUUCGUUGACGGGCUGCUCGGUCUUGCGGACUGGCCGCAGCAAAGCGUUGUCAUCGGCGACAAGCUUACUUGGAACGAAUUUGUCAAACUUGCCGAGGACGCCCGUGGCUCCAAGUUUGACGUCAGCUAUGAUAGCCUUGAGACUCUUGAGGCUGGAAAAGUCACUGGGCUUCCGGCCUACGAAGCUGUGUACUCGGUCUACGCAAAGGAAGAGUUUGACUACUUCCUAGCCAUGGUUGGGAGAUCUAUGGCCUCGGGCUGCCAUGACCUAUCGUUCAAAGGCUCUCUCAACGAAUUGCUCCCGCAUAUACAUACUCUGAGCACGAAAGGGUUCCUCGAAAAGGCUUGGAAGAGAGAGUAG